AUGUCGAAGCAGGGAUCGAAAUUCAUAAAACUUAACAAACUGUCAGAUCUCGGGCUACGAAAUUUGCGAGGUGGGAAAGCCAGGCGUCCCGAGUUGACAAGCAUGCAGUCGGGAGUUAGCAAAGCGAAUGUUUACAUCAAGGCUAGUCGUGCAUACACCAUACAGUUGGAACUGGCACAGAAAGCAAUGGAUCUUUUACACCUAGUAUGUGACGUGAAUCCAGCAAUCGUCUUGGACCUAGGCUGUGGAAGUGGUAUAAGUUCAAAGGUCAUUGCUGACAGAGGCCAUUUCCCUAUAGGAGUAGAUAUUAACCCUUCAGUGCUGAAACUUAUGACUGGGCAGCGUGACUGUUCGGCAAAUGCAGUUUUGAGUGAUAUCAGCAAGGACUUUCCGUUUCGGCGUGGAAUAUUUGAUACAGCAGUCAGUAUUUCAUUCUUGCAGUGGCUUAUUGUUGAUGAAAAUGUGGAUACUCUGUCAGUCUUUUUUCGUUCCUUGAAGCUUUGUUUAACCGAAAAGGGUGCAGCUGUGUUGCAGUUUUAUCCUAGGACGGUGGCAGAUGUUGAAAAAACUGUUAAUUCAGCUUCCUUGUUUUUCAAAGGGUUUCUCGUUUGUGAUUACCCGCACAAAAACAGAGGGAAGAAACUGUUUAUUGUUCUUUUUUCAUUAUGA
Molecule: messenger RNA, 669 nt
Organism: Gigantopelta aegis
Lineage: Eukaryota; Metazoa; Mollusca; Gastropoda; Neomphalida; Peltospiridae
Product: probable 18S rRNA (guanine-N(7))-methyltransferase
Exons: 1
Coding region: 1-669 (222 amino acids)
Biological process (GO): rRNA (guanine-N7)-methylation
Cellular component (GO): nucleolus
Molecular function (GO): rRNA (guanine) methyltransferase activity
Source: RefSeq, a predicted model, not a curated record